UUCUGCAUGCUGUGGAUGAAAAUAUGUUGCUCUCUGUUCUGCAUCACAGCCAUCUGGCUUUUAGUCCCUUUUUUUCCAAGGUGGAAAAAUUAAUGGUAUUCAAGUGGAGCUGCUUCUGCCUGGAUUCACAAAAGUGAAGGCGAGGAGAGAGGUGUGCAGUGUUUUAUCUGUCGUCCACCAGAAGAAGAAGAAUACAAAUGAAAAUACAACUUAAAAUUGGCCUUAAGGUCAUUUUAUGGCUUUCGUUUGAGCAAGUGCUGCAAGAAGUGGCUGCAGGCACAAGUCCAAUUUCUCAAAAAACUGGCUCAUCAGUGUCUGAUGCAAACCUGAUGUUUGAGUUCUUGCUGGGCGGGGUGGAGAUCGACCGGGACAACAACAUCGUCCUGCUCGACAAAGAGAUGGCAUCGAUGAGGUCUGGGCGGGCUUUCCUGUCUCAGAUCAAUGACAAUAUUCCCAGAAGUGUGAGCUCCAUGGUGCAGAUGGAGACAGCACUGAAGGCUCAAAGGAGGCUGCUGACUCAGGAUCAGUUUGAUGGUCUUGUCCUGAGCAUGGUGUAUUCUGCCCAGCAGGCCAAGCAUCAGGAGAGAAAAGACUUACAGGAGGCCUGGAGUGAAGUUCUUCUCCAGCUGGCAAAUUUCACAGUUCAUGAGCUACGUGGAAGUUAUCUUUUCAGUUAUGCAUGA
Cottoperca gobio is the source of this 683-nucleotide messenger RNA. Its product is annotated as protein FAM180A. The record is from RefSeq and is a predicted model, not a curated record. Lineage: Eukaryota; Metazoa; Chordata; Actinopteri; Perciformes; Bovichtidae. Bases 198 to 683 code for a protein of 161 amino acids. The transcript is spliced from 3 exons.